AUGAGCUGCAAAACAAUUACUUACUUUAUGUUGCCUUUGUUUUUGGAAAAAAUACAAGAUGUGGUGAAAAUACUCAUAGAGAAGAAAAGAGAACUUGUGAAUAAAAUAGAUGAAAAUGGAAGGACCCCUCUCCACUAUGCGGCAUCCAAAACAUGGGGUCACAAGAUAGUACAGCAGCUGCUAAGGCUUGAUACUUCCAGUGCGUAUAAACAGGAUAAACAUGGUCUCUCACCAGUUCACAUCGCAGCUCUUAAAUCAAGCAUUAAGGUAUUUGGAGAACUCAUUCACUGGUGCCCAGAUUCUGUGAAGUUGUUGGACAAAAAUCGUUGCAAUGUUCUUCACUUUGCUGUGAUGAGCAAGGAUUACAAGAAAAUCAAGUUCGCCUUACAGCAAGUAGUGCUUGAGAAACUCGUAAAUCAGCCAGAUGAUGAUGGAAACACCCCAUUUCACCUCGUGGCCAUACAAGGCUCUUUGCAGCUUAUGAAACUUUUUCUUUCAAAUACAAGUGUAGACAUUAAGGCCACCAAUAAGAAGGGCCAGACAGCUGAUGCUAUUCUUCACUUGAUCCCUAGGAAAGCCACAAUAUGUUCAAGGAUGAGUGGCUGGUUUCAUUUUAACGCUGUUAAUCUGCUGCGACUCUUUGCUGUAAGAGGAGAAGAAAAAUGGAUAAGAGGAGAAGCCAAUGAGGAGCAAAGACAAACUGACCCGAAUAAGCAGGAUGAAGUUGCAGCAAUAAAAUCAAAAAUAAAGAAAAUCAGGAAAGCCCUCCAAGUAGUAGCGUGUUUAAUUGCCACCAUCAUCUUUGCUGCACUCGUGUUGCGCAUCAGUAUUAACAAUGGAAAACCUAUUUACCUGCACAAAGGUUGA
Molecule: messenger RNA, 867 nt
Organism: Telopea speciosissima
Lineage: Eukaryota; Viridiplantae; Streptophyta; Magnoliopsida; Proteales; Proteaceae
Product: ankyrin repeat-containing protein BDA1-like
Exons: 2
Coding region: 1-867 (288 amino acids)
Cellular component (GO): plasma membrane
Molecular function (GO): protein phosphatase regulator activity; protein phosphatase 1 binding
Source: RefSeq, a predicted model, not a curated record